CCACAAAAAAAGGAAGCCAUGAACUUUCAGGGCGGUCGGAGGCGAGGAGAGGAUGGCAUCGCCAUGGUGAUUGACUUCCUGCUGUCUAAUGCCCGACUGGUUCUGGGAGUCGGAGGGGCCGCUAUGCUAGGGAUCGCUACAUUGGCGGUGAAGCGGCUGAUAGAGCGUGCAGGACGUGCAGCGGAUGAUGAGAAGGUGGAGCAGAAGAUGGCCGAGAGCUGGGAGGAGUUGAGUUUGGUCUCUGCUUCCCCCACGCUGAUCAAGAAGGGCAUUGAGGGCGUGGUGAUGAAACAUGUUGCCAAGGCAGCCAGACAGCAGAAAG
Molecule: messenger RNA, 322 nt
Organism: Notothenia coriiceps (black rockcod)
Lineage: Eukaryota; Metazoa; Chordata; Actinopteri; Perciformes; Nototheniidae
Product: mitochondrial dynamics protein MID49-like
Exons: 2
Biological process (GO): positive regulation of mitochondrial fission; mitochondrion organization
Cellular component (GO): mitochondrial outer membrane
Source: RefSeq, a predicted model, not a curated record